Molecule: messenger RNA, 2452 nt
Organism: Phragmites australis (common reed)
Lineage: Eukaryota; Viridiplantae; Streptophyta; Magnoliopsida; Poales; Poaceae
Product: serine/threonine protein phosphatase 2A 57 kDa regulatory subunit B' beta isoform-like
Exons: 2
Coding region: 314-1912 (532 amino acids)
Biological process (GO): signal transduction
Cellular component (GO): protein phosphatase type 2A complex
Molecular function (GO): protein phosphatase regulator activity
Source: RefSeq, a predicted model, not a curated record
AUAAAUCCAAAAACCCCCGUUCCUCCUCAGCCUCCCUCUUCCUUCCUCCGCUAUUGAUCCCAUUCCCCUCUCUGCCGCCUCCCAUCACCAGCGAGCCUCACCAUGCGUGCAUACCGCCUCCUUCCCUUCGCUCGCCGCCCCUGACCAGCUGACCUCACCUCCCCCUCUCUCUCCCUGUCGCCUGGUCCCCACCACCUUCCCCCUUUUCCCCUCGCCACCAAAUCUCCAAAUCCCCCAGGGAACAGGAGGGAAUUGGUUGGCUGAUCUAUCGGCCGAUCCGCCGCCGCCGGUCUCCCAAUCCGCCGCUGCCACCAUGUUCAACAAGAUCAUUAAGCGGGGUGCCCGCAAGGGCGCGCGCGGGGACGGGGCGGAGCCCGCCCCGCGCCCCGUGGCACCCUCGUCGUCCUCCGGUGGCGGAGGCGGCGCGGGGGGCUCCGCUCCUGUCACCGUCAACCACGCCUCCCGGGCCUCCGUGCCGUCGCCGUCCUCGCCGACCUCGCCGCACGUGGCGCCGGCCGCGUUUCCUGCGAACCCGGUGUCGUCGCACCCCUCGCCGCCGCUUCUCGAGCCGCUCCCGCUCCUUCGUGACGUCGCCGCCGCCGACCGCCCGGGUCUCCUCCUCCGAAAGCUCCGCCUCGUCGCCGCGCUCUUCGACUUCUCCGACUCGCUCAAGCACCCGCGGGAGAAGGAGGCCAAGCGCCAGGCGCUCCUCGAGCUCGUCGACUACGUGCAGGCCCCCGCGCAGGCCGCGGGAACCAACGCGCCCGCGCGCCUUCCGGACCACGUCCAGGAGGCGCUCAUCGCCGCUAUCUCCGCCAACAUUUUCCGCCCACUGCCCCCGGCGCUGCACGAGUCCGCCGCCGCGAUCGACCCUGGUGCCGCGCCCGACGAGGAGGAGGAGCCCUACCUCGACCCCGCCUGGCCGCACCUUCAGCUCGUCUAUGAGCUCCUGCUCCGGUACGUGGUGUCGUCGGACACCGACACCAAGGUUGCCAAGCGGUACGUGGACCACGCCUUCGUGCUCCGCCUCCUUGACCUUUUGGACUCUGAGGAUCCCCGCGAGCGCGAGUACCUCAAGACCGUGCUCCACCGCAUAUAUGGCAAGUUCAUGGUACACCGCCCCUUCAUCCGCAAGGCCAUCAACAAUGUGUUCUAUCGGUUCAUCUUCGAGACGCAGCGCCACAAUGGCAUAGGGGAGCUCCUUGAGAUCCUUGGAAGCAUCAUUAACGGCUUCGCCUUGCCAAUGAAGGAGGAGCACAAGCUUUUCCUUGCCCGUGUGCUCAUCCCAUUGCAUAAGCCCAAGUCUGUCGGGAUCUACCACCAGCAACUGUCAUAUUGCAUUGUCCAGUUUGUUGAGAAGGACUACAAACUAGCAGAUACAGUGAUCAGAGGGCUGCUCAAAUACUGGCCGGUCACAAAUUGCCAGAAGGAGGUGCUGUUUCUGGGGGAGCUUGAGGAAGUGCUCGAGGCGACACAGCCUGCCGAGUUCCAGCGGUGCAUGGUUCCGCUGUUUAAGCAGAUUGGGCGCUGCCUUAACAGUUUUCAUUUCCAGCGACGCCAUAUCGGCGUGGCGAUUUUCUGGCUCUCACCACGCCGCCGCCACGGCGCUAGCGGGUAUGGCGUCUGCAGCAGCUGCCGCCCCUACGCUCCUCGCCAUUGCCCAUGCGCUCCUCGUCGUCCGCCGUCGCCCCUGCUCUCCUCGUCGUCCGCCGUCGCCCCUGCUCUCCUCGUCGUCCGCCAUCGCCCCUGCGCUCCUCACCGUCCGCCGUUAUCCCUGCGGUCUGCGCCGUCACCCCUGCGGUCUGCGCCGUCUGCCGUCGCUCAGCGAGAUCCCUACUAUGCUACUCCGGCUAGCCUCUUAGGCCUGCCACUCCGCUCGCCUCUCCGCCCGGCGCCCACUACUGAGGAGUGAAGAAGAGCUGCCAGCUGCUGACUGCGUCUCUGCGAAAUAACAAGUGAGUGAAAUAAAUAGCAGAACAGCACUGUAUCAGUGUAGACUUCAUUGUUCAUUCUAGAUUCACCAGUUACAACCACAUUCUAGAAUACCAUCCACCCAUCAUGAACCAGGACCACUAACAGAGGCAUAUAUAGACUAAGUUACGACUGCAUUCUAGAUUCUGUGACAUAAUCAGAUCGUAUUGUUCAUUGUCAAGAUAAAGUUGCACCACUAUAAUGUGUGUAUUCGUCACGCUGAUGUGUGUAUGGUGUCGCCACACCGCCCGCCAUAGGUUCUGUAAAGUUGUGAAAGUGGUGGGUUGCUGUGCCUCGCCACGCUGCUGUAACAACUAUGGUUAAUAUGUUAGCUGAACUGGGAGAAAGUCAUGUGAGAAGUUAAAACAUGUGUGAGCUAAAAUAGUAUUAGCCUAUUAGGUCUGUUGCCGGUCAUAACAGGUUGAAGGACUUAAGAAACUGGCAGACUGGGAAUACAUACAUAAUGAAAGCUGUUUGACAG